ACUUUAGACUAAUGUAAGUUGUUGCAAAAUCAGAUCACCGCAAAUUGUAUAAUGCAUCUCUCGUAAAUUUAUGGAAAAUUAGUUUUCGAAAAUAAGUUUUAACCCUUACCUAUAUUGCGAAAUGGAUUUAAUCUAAGACUUGAUUAUAACGGCAGUUGAAACAAAUAAAAACUGAUGAGAUGGAGCAAGCAUACACCGGAAGCCCAAUUCAAGAACUCUAUAGAUUUCGAAAUGCUAUUAACGGUCCAGAAGAUAUAGUUAUACCUGAGAAACCUGAGAAUCGAAGAGUUACUGACAAAACAUAUACGAUUACAUUUAUCGUUAUUGCUUUAAUAUUGGUCUGCUUCAUAGGUUACACUUUCAUUAAGGCUGAUCUGCGAACCUUAAUGGGGUAUGAUAGUUGUGGAAAUUUCUGUGGCUACAAAAAUGAGAAAUAUGAUGAAUGGAGUUGCACAGGCAAAGAUUACACGAAUGAGAAAUAUUUGAAGAUAAUUGAUCGAACUUACAAUACCCCAGAAGAGAGAUUCUGUCUUGCACAUUGUCCACCACCAUCAGCUGAAUAUUCCUGUGCAGACAAUACAGUUGAUCCAGACGAUGAUAUAAUUGCUGGAUGGUGGGUCGUUUUGUUAUCAUUAAUUAUUUGCUGUGGAUUAUGUUUGGGUACAAUCCUCCUUUUCAAGUAUGCAGUUGCUACCCUUGUUUGGAGUCUUCUCAUUGGUGGUCUAAGCGUCCUUGCAAUAGCAGCUUUAGCAUGCUGGAUAACCUACUUUAAAGAAAAUGGAGAUCCUUAUUACGAAAAUACAGCCCAUGGUUAUCUUUCGCUGGCAAUUCUAUUGACCUUUUUUGUCAUAAUAAUGGGACUUUUUCUCACAUGCUUCAUCAAGAGAGUUAAACUUAUUAUUCAACUGUUCGAAGAAGCUGCUAAAGCUGUUUUCGAAAUACCUGGUUUGAUCUAUCUACCUAUAAUGACUUUCGUAGCAGCAACCAUUUCUGUUGUCAUUUUCUUAACUCUAAUCACAUAUAUGAGUGCCGCAAGAACGCUUGUAGAAGUAUCAUCAAGUAUGCCAAUCGAGCUGGCAUAUGAGAUCAACGGUGCCAUGAUAUUUGCUAUAAUCUUGAAUUGUUUCGUUUUUAUCUGGAUUUGGGUGUUUAUGACUGGAGCUCAAUAUAUGAUCAUCGCUGGCGCUAUAGCUUCUUGGUUCUUCACAAGGAAUAAGUCUAACUUAGGUAGGCCAUUGUGGAUUUCCUUCAUGGUAUUCGUAAAGUUCCAUUUGGGAACCGUAUUCAUCGGAUCCUUGAUAAUUGCAGUUGUCAUGUGCAUCAAGGCUAUACUGAAAGCCAUGACAAACCGGAAAACACGUUGGAUUAUAAAUUGCUGCUGCAAUCCACUUAUAGAGUUCUUGAAGCUGUUCUCCAAAAAUAGUUACAUUCAGACUGCAAUGCAUGGUCAGCCAUUCUUCAAAUCCGGAAGACGAGCUUUGCAACUGUUAGUUUCGAAUGCAGAAAAUGUCAUUGCCAUCAACUCUAUCGGAGAUUUCGUCCUAGCCAUGGCUCAAAUUUUACUCAUCAUCGUUGGCACAGCUAUAGCGUGUCUGAUAGCUAAGGCAACAGGAAAUGAACAAUGGGCUAUCAUUGGUUCCCUUUGUUUCUGUCUUAUAACAUACAUGGUUAUAUCAUUCUUCGGCAUAUUCGAAGCAACGAUAGAUUCAAUCUUCAUGUGCUUCUGUGAAGAUUCUUUACUUAAUGAUGGCAUGGCCAGGCCUUAUUUCAUGAGCAAGGAGCUACGUAAGAUAAUAGAAAAGAGCAAGGGUCUCGUUCCUGAUAAGAAAAACUGAACAAAAAUCACAUUUAAUUUAUUAUCCAAUAAUAAGAGUAAGAUGUAUAAAAUAUUUAAAAUAUGUUUUAGACGUCUUGGAUUAGAUGAAUUUUUGAAAUAUUUUUGUAUUGAUUGAAAAAUGGCUGCGAAUAAACUCUUUUCUAUGUUUUAA
Molecule: messenger RNA, 1988 nt
Organism: Harmonia axyridis
Lineage: Eukaryota; Metazoa; Arthropoda; Insecta; Coleoptera; Coccinellidae
Product: choline transporter-like protein 1
Exons: 15
Coding region: 180-1835 (551 amino acids)
Biological process (GO): transmembrane transport
Cellular component (GO): membrane
Molecular function (GO): transmembrane transporter activity
Source: RefSeq, a predicted model, not a curated record